GCAGGGCUGGACAGGCGCGUUCAGCCGCCCCGGGAAGCGGGGUCUGGCCGAAGCUCUCGGAGCAGGAGCGUGCUGAUUGCUCUGUCGCGUUCGGUACAGCUACAUCGCGACUGUCACCGAAUUGUGACCUCUUGAGCUACGAGCACUCCCUGGAGACAUGGACCACUCAGAGGAUGCAUCCGGGCUCCUGGAAAGCUCUGAUGUUGAGUCUCAGAAAGAGAGAGUGGUGACAGAGGAGGAAUGGCUACAAAAAUGGGAAAUGGGUAACAUCGGGUUUCACAAGGAACAAGGGCAUCCGCUCCUCCAAAAGUAUCUGGAUGUUCUUUUAAAUGGCAGGAGUGGACUGAGGAUAUUUUUCCCACUUUGUGGUAAAGCAGUAGAGAUGAAAUGGCUGGCGGACAUGGGGCACAGCGUUGUUGGUGUGGAAGUCAGCGAGCAAGCGGUGAAGGAUUUUUUUUCAGAACACAGCCUGCCUUAUUGUGAGGAGCCAGUCUCUGAGAUUUCAGGAGCAAAAAUGUUCCAGAGUACCUCUGGCAACAUUUCCCUCUACUGUUGCAGUAUUUAUGAUUUGUCCAGCUCAAUAGUUGGCAAGUUUGACGGGGUUUGGGACAGAGGAGCUCUUGUAGCCGUGAACCCAUGUGACAGACAACGCUAUGCCAGUUUGAUGAUCAACCUAGUGGAGAAAAAUUCUUCUUAUCUCCUUGUUACCGUUUCAUAUGAUCCAAGCAAACACAAAGGCCCACCAUUUUAUGUUCCUGAAUCUGAAAUUAAAAGUUUGUUUGGCAACUGCUGUGAAAUUAAGUGUCUUGAAAAAGUUGAUGACUUCUCGGAGAGGCACAGACAAUGGGGACUAGAUUAUUUUCUGGAGGUGCUAUAUCUACUCAAGUUUGUAGCUUGAUUAAAAUUUAUUAAAAUAACUUGCCUCCUACCUUGCUUUUACAUAUACCUCACAUUUUAAAAUGGGGCAGUCUUAAAGCAGAGGGUUUGUCCACUUUGCUUACCAGAUCAGCUCUCCUACACAGCUGCCUUUACUGCCUUGAGGUGUGAACAGCUUUUUCUUAAACUCCAUGCACAACCAACCAUUACCAAAGUAUAGCUUUUUCUUCUGUAUCAAUUCAAAUCAUGAGAACUGAGAAAUAAAUGUUCCUGUUCCUUUUCA
Messenger RNA from Hirundo rustica (Barn swallow), 1159 nucleotides. It is a transcript of the gene TPMT, whose product is annotated as thiopurine S-methyltransferase. NCBI's taxonomy places the organism in Eukaryota, Metazoa, Chordata, Aves, Passeriformes, Hirundinidae. The coding region runs from base 158 to 898 and encodes 246 amino acids. The record is from RefSeq and is a predicted model, not a curated record. The transcript has 9 exons. Gene Ontology annotation, molecular function: thiopurine S-methyltransferase activity.